This is a messenger RNA of Cylindrotheca closterium, 750 nucleotides long. Lineage: Eukaryota; Bacillariophyta; Bacillariophyceae; Bacillariales; Bacillariaceae. The record is from the annotation of a GenBank genome assembly.
AUGGGAGCCAAGCCACAACUGAGUCCUAACGAACGCCUUGCUCGAAAGCGGGCUGCAGCAAGAAUGAGACAACAACGCUGCCGGGCUAGAAAGCGCCAGGCAUUGUUGGAGCAAAAGCGUAUCCAACGAGAACAAAUGUCACGGUCAGAAGCGGAACCAAUUUCAACUCAACACGCUUCUAGUGCCUUUCGCAUGCGUCGGCCCACUGAUGGCGAGGUCGAAUCUGCUUUGCCAACGUCAACGCAACAGCCAAUUUACAAGGUUGUCUCUUUUGAAUCUCAAAGAUCUUUCGAAGAGGCAAACAAGGGCCCAUCCAAGUCUCCUGUAGACACGAUUGUCACGGUUUCUUCCCCACCCAGGAAAACGGCAGAUGUGACUUCUAUUACAUCAGCAGAUUCAUCAGCUGCCACUCCUGUACCCGACAAGGAAGCUGCAGCGAUUGCUGCCAUGCUUUCCCUAAAGUCUCCCCCCUCCGAAAAGAAGGUCCGCACUCCACAACGCGUUGAGAUGCGGCCCCGGGAGCAACAAAGGCCAGCGCGAUCAUAUGGGGUGCCAAUAUCAGCGAAAGUUCCUCUUUACAAAAGUUAUAACAACAUUCGCUACGAAAAAGCACGCUACGCAAUGCCACCACAAAGGGUGCCUCACUAUUACAUGGGCAUGUCGCACCCACCACCACCACCUAGACCACAUCCACAGUACCGCUAUGGAUAUCAUCCUUCGGCCUACCACCGAUAUGUACGAUAUGAUUGA